AUGGCCUCCAACGAUCCUGCCAUGGACGACACGCCGAACAGCAACAGCACUCAAAUGGAACAUGUUCCUGCUCCAACUGUGCCGGCUCACCCUGCCGUCACCUCAACCUCGUUGCCGCACCUGGGUGACUUCAUUACCAAGUUGAUUGAAGACGCCUACAAGGUCCAGAGUUUGAGUUCGGAACUCGAGCAGACCAAGGAGAAGUUGCGCGAGGCGGAGAAUAGGAUCGCCGAGCUGGAGAUUGACAACCAGACCAUCCAUAAGGAUACCAACAACGUCAGAGAGCUUCUCAGCGCUGCCAGAGAGGAUGAGAAUGCAGCCAAGACCAAACUGCAGGCUCAGGAAGAUUCGGUGAAGUGUCUCGAGGCGGCUUUGAGAGACAAGAACACGGCUUUGAGAGACAAGGACACGGCUUUGAACGGAUCCAUUCCCAAGUCAAGGAUCGCCAACUAUAAGUUCAAACUCGGCAAGAUUGACCGUUGCGACGACGAGAAAACGGAUGCUUUCUGGUCCAUUCUCGAUCAUGCUGAAGAGAUAUACCACGAACCCAGAGUCAACGAGCAGGUAAAGAAAUUUAGCGAAUUGGUGGAUGAUACCACUUCCCGCUUCAGCGCCCUGUAUGACGCUUUCGAGUCCGAUCUCGCGGAAGCCAGCAUCUCCAGCGCUUAG
Molecule: messenger RNA, 669 nt
Organism: Neurospora tetraspora
Lineage: Eukaryota; Fungi; Ascomycota; Sordariomycetes; Sordariales; Sordariaceae
Exons: 1
Coding region: 1-669 (222 amino acids)
Source: RefSeq, a predicted model, not a curated record